Molecule: messenger RNA, 894 nt
Organism: Linum tenue
Lineage: Eukaryota; Viridiplantae; Streptophyta; Magnoliopsida; Malpighiales; Linaceae
Source: the annotation of a GenBank genome assembly
CGUCGACAAAUUCAAGCUCGGAACGAAAAUCGGCAAAGGCUCCUUCGGCAAGCUCUAUCAAGGCACCAACCUCGAAAUCAGAGAACAAGUCGCCAUCAAGAUCGAGUCCACGUACACCAGCCAAUCUCCAUCGCAGCUCUUUCGCGAGUCCAGCCUGUACACCCUCUUCCAGGGGUCCCCCAGCUAAAAUGGUUCGGAAUCGUGGAGUCCGACGACCGCUACUACAACGUAAUGGUCGUCGAGCUCCUCUGUCCGAACCUGGGGGACCUCUUGAACCAUUGCCACAAGAGGUUCACUCUGAAAACAACCCUAAUGCUCGCCCUUCAGCUCCUCGACAGGGUCCAAUUCGUGCACUCGAAGGGCUAUCUCCACCGCGAUAUAAAGCCCGAGAACAUCGUUAUGGGCCUGGGCCGGUGGGCCGGGAGGGUUUACUUGAUCGAUUAUGGGCUCGCGAAUAGGUACAGGGACCUAAGGGACCACAGGAGGCAUAUCUACGUGGAAGACAAGGUAGGGUUUGCGGGGACGGCGAUAUAUGCUAGCGUGAGUGUCCACCGUGGAGUUGAGCAGAACAGGAAGGACGAUUUCGAGUCUCUUGGUUACGUGUUGGUGUAUUUCCUACGUGGCGGUCUGCCGUGGCAGGAUUUGACGAGAAAUGGGAAGACGGAUUGGAGAUACGAGAAAAUGGGCGAGAUGAAGGUUUCUAUUAAUUGCUUAUAUAUAUAUGAAGAGUCGCUUAGGGAAGGUUUGCCGUACGACUUUGUGGCGUAUUUCCGUUACUGCCGGCGUGAGCUGCGGUUUGAGGAUGAACCGGAUUAUGAGUACUUGAAGGGAAUGUUUAGGGGCUUGUUUGUGACGGAAGGGUUUGAGUUUGACUGGACCGUUCCGCGGUGUUAA